Messenger RNA from Lutra lutra (Eurasian river otter), 835 nucleotides. It is a transcript of the gene VMA21, whose product is annotated as vacuolar ATPase assembly factor VMA21. The transcript has 4 exons. Gene Ontology annotation, biological process: vacuolar proton-transporting V-type ATPase complex assembly. NCBI's taxonomy places the organism in Eukaryota, Metazoa, Chordata, Mammalia, Carnivora, Mustelidae. The record is from RefSeq and is a predicted model, not a curated record. The coding region runs from base 371 to 733 and encodes 120 amino acids. Gene Ontology annotation, cellular component: endoplasmic reticulum membrane.
UCUCUCGGGUUGCACAGGCCCGGAAGGCCCAUCUGUCCCUUACUAUUUGAGUCCCUGUUGUGUCAUUGGCAGCUUUCUGAGCAGCUGCAAAAUGUUUUUAACUUGAAGUGGAAGUUGGGGUCACUGGCAUCGUCAGGCCCGGACAGUCACUCUCAGCAAGGGCUCUUUCAGCUCUGACAUCUACUAGCUUACGGACUCCGAAAUUGCUUGGUUGCCUAGGACCACAGUCUUCUGCCUGGUCGUCCCUCUUUGCGGCUCAUCUGCUCGGGUAGCCUCGACACGGCAGCUUGGCGACGCGGUUCCGGAGGGGGACCAGAGGUGCUCCCGCGCGGUCAGGGGGCGGCGGCACCGCCGUCCACCUCGGAGGAUCAUGCUGCCAGGCAAGUCCCGGCUCAACGUGGGGUGGCUCGGCUACUCGCUCGGCCUGCUCCUCGAGCACAGACAGCUCUUCACAGAGCGCGCGCCUCGGAGCCCUAGCCGAAAUGAAAGUUCAUUAGCAUCUACCCUGAAGACGCUCCUGUUCUUCACAGCUUUAAUGAUCACAGUACCUAUUGGGUUGUAUUUCACGACUAAAUCUUAUGUUUUUGAAGGCGCCUUUGGAAUGUCCAAUAGGGACAGCUAUUUUUAUGCUGCUAUUGUUGCGGUGGUCGCCGUCCACGUGGUGUUGGCCCUCUUUGUUUAUGUGGCCUGGAAUGAAGGCUCACGACAGUGGCGUGAAGGCAAACAGGAUUAAAUUGAACAUCACCUUUUGAUAGCAUUAAAUUGAUUUUUAAAAAUGGUAAAUGUAUCUGGGGUAUUAAUGAUUUCAAUAAAGUUGAGAACAUAUUAAAAUCAA